Molecule: messenger RNA, 2283 nt
Organism: Talaromyces stipitatus ATCC 10500
Lineage: Eukaryota; Fungi; Ascomycota; Eurotiomycetes; Eurotiales; Trichocomaceae
Exons: 4
Coding region: 1-2283 (760 amino acids)
Biological process (GO): positive regulation of transcription from RNA polymerase II promoter by galactose; DNA-templated transcription
Cellular component (GO): nucleus
Molecular function (GO): RNA polymerase II cis-regulatory region sequence-specific DNA binding; DNA-binding transcription factor activity, RNA polymerase II-specific; zinc ion binding
Source: RefSeq, a predicted model, not a curated record
AUGAGUGAGGCCGCCCACGAACAUGGUAAACCAAAAAGACGGCGCGCGCGUUAUGCCUUGCGCGCUUGCGAUGAAUGCAAACGACGGAAAGGCCGGUGUGAUGGAGAUUCACCGUGCGCAUACUGCCGAAGGCGCUCUAUUGAAUGCCACUACGAUGAGGACCCUCGUUUUCUCUCAAACUGCGCCUGUGGUGGCUCUUGCUCAACUCACUACCCCAAGGAGUCUAUAGCAUAUGGAAAUCGGGGAAAUAUUAGUGAGAUUGAACGGUUGACGGGCUUGGUGGAGAAUAUGCAAAAGCAGAUUGAUAUUCUUGUCGAUGUUCGUAUGUCGCAAAAGAAUGAGCAGAAACAAGAUCAUUCAUAUACAGUUUUCGAAAGUCACAAGCACGCUGAUCUGAGUCCUGUCAAAUCAUCGAAUAAUCACCAACGGCCAGAUUAUCCUACCCCUGAUAAGGACAUGCCUUUGUUCUGUGGCGCAACGAGCUCGGAAUAUACUUUUAACGUGGCCGAACGCAAUAUUACUGCGACACAACAUCAGGGGAAGUCCCCCAAGCCAAACUCUACCUCUAAACAUUCUCCUCAUUUUGUUGAAAAGCAAUCAAGUCACAAUAAUCGCAACAGCUCUAUAGAAAAUCGACCGUCAAACAAAAAGUCUCAAGGAUCAGGUGCAUGCUUUUGCGAAGAUUGUUUACGCGCCCUUCGAACGUUGACAAAAGAUGAAGCUCUACGACUGGUAUACACCUACGAAGAUGUCGUCGGCAAUUUGCACCCUUUCCUCAAUCAAGAACGAUUCAAAUCUCAAGUAGAGGCAAUUUACACGGCGCUAGAAUCUAAGCAAGAAAUCAAAACUGGACGCCUAUGGAACAUUGAUGCGGAUGAUAUGGACAAUAUAAAAGUCGCUCUGGCAAUUGCGCUUCUUGCACUCAGCAUUGGGAAUAGCGAGAUUGGAGUAUCACUCUAUGCUAGUGUCCAAGACAAGAUCCACAAUGCCGUCUUCUCACCCAUAAAAAACCCUCGAAAGCUUGUUCUGCUGCUUCUUGUGGGUAUGUAUCAUUACUUCCAUGAUGAUUUACAGCUGGCGUGGCGAACUUGUGGCAUCGCAGGCAAGGUGGCCAUGGAGAUGGGACUACAUCGACAAGACGCACUACACAUGAUCGAAGAUGUGUCAGACCGUGCCGAGGUCGUAAAUAUACUAUGGAACAUUGUUGUUCUUGACAAGCAAUGGAGCUGUGCAGCUGGUCUCCCGCAUCAUUUUACAAGAAAUGGAUUUGCGAAGAUUUUGCCGGAGCCUCUGGAGAAUCCUUAUUUGAAAAUUAUGGCAUCAUAUGCGCCUUUUCACACUCGGUUCUGGGAUUUUUCAGGCACCAUGCGGACAGCAGGAGCUUGUGAAGACGAAGACUUAUUCGACAGUUGCAAUUACCAAAUCGAACAAUGGCGAAAGAGAUCUCUCGCAGAUUUAGAUUUUCUGCAUCCCAAGAUUCGCAGGAUUUCUACCCCAGCAAGUCUUCCACAGCCCGUGUCGACUCUUCUCUACCUUCGUGCCAAUCAGAUUCGCGGUCUUACUAUUCGCUCUGUCUAUCUGUCCGGCUCUAGUCUGGCAGGCAGUCGACAUAUUGUAAAGUCUGGAAUCGAAAUAGCCUGUGACACUAUCGACGUACUUGCAGACUUGGACGCAACUACUGAUAUAUACGCCAAACAGCACCCUUUCUUUCAACACUUUCUCACUUCUGCAGUAGCGCUAUUACUUUUGGUUAUUGCAUCCGAAUCCAAAAGAAACACGCUAUACAAGAUCAUUUCCGAUUUAUCAUCUUCCGUGGACCUCGGCGAGAGUAUCUCGCGCGCUUUCAGCCUAAACGCUUCGUAUUUCACUGUCUCCGGCGCUUCGAGACGCCUAUUCAAAAGGAUGAUAUCGAUGGCCGAGCCUCUUUCAAAGCUGGGCAUCUUCUAUCCUACAGGAUUUACGAAUAAAGAUCUCACACAUCUUUCUCUCCAACAUCAAGUUGACAGUGGUGCUCGUGGUAAUCCUCAGGAAUACCCUCAGAAUAAUGCUCUUCUACUUCUCAAAGGAACUGCGAACCUCUCAUCGCCCUUCAACAAUAUACCUCAACACGAGGUCUACCCAGAUAUCUUUACAACAGAAGGAGCAUCUGGCAUGGUACAGAGUAUGAGUGCCCCAUAUUCCCUAAUGGAUACCAAUUACGACGUUUUCCAGGGAUUCGAAUCUAUGAUAGAUGACCGGACCUGGAUGGAACUGGGUGCACUGUUUUCUUUUAAUCCGCAGUAA